AUGGAGGAACUAGACUACGCGCUGCAGUCGCUGCCGUCUUGUCAACGGUGUCGGCGGCUGAGGAAGAGAUGUGAUCCCCAAAUGCCGGCCUGUCGUCUUUGCCAGAGUGCAAAGGUCGACUGUACCAUUUUCGAUCACGCACUACAGCAGACGUUGUCACGGAAGUAUAUCCAGUCUCUCGUCACACGCCUGGACAGCCUCAAGGCAAAGUACGCCACCGUCACACAAGGGGCAGAUGCAGGCCGACAAGACCUUUCCGAGAACGUUCCAGGUGGCUUGGAGGCGCAUCCAGUGCCAAGAGCCUCUCCGUCUCUCGCAGAAUCAAUAGCCGAUACUGACCUCGGGGGAGACUUCAACAACCAUUUUCCCGUCCCCAGCGUCAAUGGCUUGACGUCCCGAUUCUACGGUUCAAGUUCAGUAUUUGCGCUUGCAGUUGAGGUUCUCGCGCUGGCCUCCGACAAGAAGCUCUUCACGCCUUCGGACCCGUUGGAGCCUCUGCUUUCGCCACAAGACGGCCAUGACCGAGACUUGGAUGCCGUGGCCCCCACAGCGGUCUUUGAUACGGGAAGGGACUUUGUCCAGUCCCUUAUCACGGACUACAUGGCGUCCAUCAACGUGAUCCAUCCGUGCAUCGUCGGGACUCACCUCGAAAAGGACAUUGAUCGAUUCCUGGCCACGAGCGGAGCCCUGGAGUUCGACGCAGAGAAACUGCAGCGGACCGAAAAAUACCAAUGCUUCCGUAUCGCCAUGAUGUGCUCCAUCUCCUGCGCCGCCAAGGCACGGCACAGUCCCAGCCUCGUAGCGUACGGUAAUCAGUUCUAUGCGCAGGCAGUGAGGUAUGUUGAAGAAGUCACGGCCGAGGUGUCACUGCAGUCCCUCGAAGCGCUCCUCCUCCUCGUGAUUUACUGUCUCUUUAACCCCCGCAAAGGCAAUAUCUGGAAGAUUCUCGACUUUGCCUGCCGCUUGAGCAUACAGCUGGGCUACCACACUGAGCAGGGUCACUCGGCAUUGGAGAGCGAAGAUGAAAAGACCUGGAGGCGAACAGCGUUCUGGAGCCUCUACUCCAUCGAACGGUUGGUAGGGCAAUGUUUCGGUCGACCGUCAGAUCUGCCCACUUCUAUCAUCACCACAGAGUAUCCGACCGUACUCACAGACCCGACGCUCUUGGACGAGGAAUCGAGACAAAAGGCCUCGGCUGCUCAGGGAUUUCAUCUCAUGUUCCUUCGAUCAGAGAUAUACACGGAGAUAUACCUUUCGGCCAGCAGCCCGCUUCCACAGCCGAGCUGGUUCCUCGAGCAACAGGCCGCGUUGCGACAAUGGUACCAGAAUCACAGCCAAAGACCCUACAUCAACGACAGUCAGAAUGUCGCAGGGGUGAGCGAGGUCACACGCGACAUCAUGUACCACUCGUCGGUUCUCUUCCUCUUCCAGCGCCAUCUUCUCGAGGCGCUUGGCGCCGUUCGGUGGAACAACGAUCCAUCACAACAGAGCUUGACCCGGUCGAACCCCCCUAUGACCAUCAGUUCGGAACCCUACCACUCCUCGAAGAUUCUGCUGAGGCUGUACACCCUCAUUAUCCGCUCGACGACGACAUCCAAGUCCCCGGUUUCCAUCUUCCCCAUCACGUUCCUCGUCGCGUACUCGAUCUUCCAAGCAGGUAUGACACUCAUAUCCUACGCUCUUCUCUCUCUCGAGCCCGCUGCUGCGGUUGUCGAGAUCCGAACGCCCUCCCCUCUCACUCCCGAAGCACACCGGGACGUGGAGAUGGGGAGCAAUGGAGAGCCGAAGCUCGACUUCUCUGACCUGCUUGGUCUGUCCAACGACUGCCUGGUACUCCUUUCCUGGUGCAAAGAGCAAUGGCCCGGUAUGGAGGGCAUGGUGGACGCCUUUGCUAGAUGCAGUGCAGCGACAAUACCGAAGGUGCUGAGGACAUGA
Molecule: messenger RNA, 1935 nt
Organism: Fonsecaea nubica
Lineage: Eukaryota; Fungi; Ascomycota; Eurotiomycetes; Chaetothyriales; Herpotrichiellaceae
Exons: 2
Coding region: 1-1935 (644 amino acids)
Biological process (GO): positive regulation of transcription by RNA polymerase II; DNA-templated transcription
Molecular function (GO): sequence-specific DNA binding; zinc ion binding; DNA-binding transcription factor activity, RNA polymerase II-specific
Source: RefSeq, a predicted model, not a curated record